AUGGAGCGUCUUCACGGUGUUGACAUCUCAUGGAUGACCAACCACAGCUCCACCAAAGACCAUUCCAAGUCCCAUCCUGCCUCUCCCACCUCGAUCAACGAGCCCAAAUCGACACAGAAUGGAAAUUCACACCCUGAAGAUACAGCCUCGUUACCAAAGACCAUACUCAGAAGACCGAGUUUUCCAAAGAGCGGCUCAUCCUCCGAGAAGACGACAAUCGUGAAUGGAAACUCUCCAUCCCCAAAUCCUUCACGCCGCAACUCAUGGCUCUCCAGCAUCUCCUCCAAGUUCUCCCCAGGCGCGCACAGCAAUCACACCCCCCCUGGCAGCCCUAAAAUACCAGAAUCCGAUCCGCAAGAGGGUCCUAUACCUACUGGUCCGAGCGCUCCAAAGAAUGCAAUUCUGCAACCUGGGGUAAAGGGAAAUGGCGAUGCACCAUAUACCCCCGCGCAACCUAAAUCCGCACAGCCCAAUUUCCUACAAAGUGCUCUACGGAGGUUAUCAUCUUCUGGCGGAGUGCAGAUGAAUGCUAACCACAAGGGACCUCAACAUGGCUUGUGCCAACGGAGGGUGUUGAAUGUGGACCAGCAUCGUGAACGAUGCCAUGUCUCAGAUCUUGACUUGUCGAAAUUACGGCGGGUAGCAUUCUGUGUUGAUGUGGAAAUCGCCAGUGGGCCUCGAUAUCAUGACGACGAUUUGGUUGAAGACAAGGGGCUACAGGAGAAGAAGAUGAAGGUAGCUGAGCAGGGCGAGGGCGAUGCGUUGAAGCACCCAGAGGAAGUUAAAAAUGAGAAGGAAGAGCACGGCGUGGUAAAAGGCGUCAAUUCGGAGCUACCCAAAGAAUCACCAGCUAUCACAACCGAAGUGAAGGACGAUUCAACAACGGCCGAAAAGGAUAGCAAGAAGAAAGAGAAGAAGAAGCGGAGUGAAGAAGAGAGGAAAGCUCGCAAAGAGAAGAGACGGAAGCUGGCAGAGGCAAAUGGGACGAUUCCCGUUGAGCUUGUUAUGAAUGGGAGUGAGAGCUCUUUAGCAAGCUUUCUCACCGGACCUGGGACACCGAAAACGCAAGCUUCACCUACCACAGAUCCCGUGCGCAUCUAUAGAAGAUGUUGUCAACUCCGCGAAACGCCCAUAUUGAAAAGGGUCACCGAGCAAUUGUCAGCUACUACCUCCAUUACAGGUGUGGUCGGCAAGUUGGACCUCACAGGUUACUGGCUUCAACUGCCUGAUCUUAUUACCUUGGGUGAUUACUUGGCUGUAGUCCCUGUCAAAGAAAUCAUAAUGGAAAACUGUGGUCUGACCGAUGAAGGUGUCCGCGUCAUCCUAGCUGGCUUGUUGGCAGCGAAAUAUCCUGAUUACGGCAGAAAGUUCAAGGCCUUGAAGGAAGGGGAGGUCCCACAGGGUGGCUAUGUGGAGCGAGUGGUUUUCAAGAAUAAUCACAAGAUUGGACGAGAUGGUUGGCGGUACAUAUGCCUAUUUAUUAAUAUGUGUCGCUCACUAAAGUGCAUGGAUUUGUCGCAAAUACCCUUUCCACAACCACUACCAGCAACAACACCACAACCUGCUUCGGGUAUUCUCGGUCAUCAUCUUCAUCGAGCCUGUUCAGCUACUUCCAACCCGGAUGUAUCAUGCCUCUUAUGUAAAGCACUCGGUGAACGUUUGGCAAGCAGAGAUCUCGAGUUAUUAAACCUUGCCGAGACCGGUAUGACCACUGAGCAGCUUGGAGGCCUCAUAGAUGGCGCCAUAAAGUCAGGAUUACGUCGUCUCGGAAUUUCCGGAAACAAUAUAACACCUGAAGGCAUGCAACACGUUGCUCGCUUCCUCCGAGACGGCAACUGCGAGGGCCUUGAUCUUGGCGGGAAUGAUUUGAAAGAUCAGUUAGGCGUCAUUUCUGACGCUUUGGAUGAUGGCAAUGGGCUGUACGCCCUCAGUCUUGCAGAUUGCAGCCUAACUCCUGAUUCGUUAUGGGCUUUGUUCCCUACGUUGGUCAAGCUGAGGAAUUUCCGAUUUAUUGAUUUGUCGCAAAAUCACUCGUUGUUUGGUACUCAGCCUAGUGCGCUCUCGUUGCUUAGAAGAUACUUACCUAAAAUCCCCAUGUUGAAACGAAUACACCUGACCGACGUCUCCAUGACGCCCGAACAGGCUAUUGCACUUGCAGAAAUCCUUCCUGAGAGUCGUACACUGGCCCAUGUGAAUUUGAUGGACAACCCUCAGUUAGCAGCCCUAUCCGAUGCCAAAGACGAAGCCGGCCAAGAAGAAGCAUGCGCUCUGUAUGCUUCGCUUAUGGCAGCAGUACGCGUAUCGCACAGCAUCAUCUGCAUCGAUAUUGAAGUUCCGUCCAGUAAUUCAAGCGAACUCGUAAGAGCGCUAGCUAAACAAGUUGUUGCUUACUGCCUGCGUAAUAUGGAACAUGGAACAGUCGCUGAGAUCAGUCAGGCUGUAGCCGCAAUAUCAGAGCCUCACGGCGGUGAAAAAGAGGUUGCUGUACCGGACGUACUAUUGCAUCUUGUCGGACAUAUGGAAGGGUUCCAUGAUGAUGAAAGUGAUGACGAACCGGCUCCAAACGAGGAUUAUGUUAUUGGAGGAAGUGGUGUAGUCAAGGCAUUGGGUAUUUGUUUGCGUAAUAGAGGCAAUGACUUGAGGAGACCGUCAGCAGAUCGUACGCUCUCAGAUUUCUCAGAUAGUGGCAGCGGGUCGGCGACACCGAAAACCCCUGUCCGUGAUGGCAAGGCCAAGGAUAUGUCAAAGCACCUACUCGACAGUGCACGAAAAAUACGAGCGCGAUUACAGCCUACUUUGCUGAAAGAAUCGCACUCCAACGACCGUGCCAACUAUCAACGCCUCUUAUUCCUCGACCAGACCCUCGAAGGGAUGAUCAAACGUUUCGAGGACGAAUACCCAGAGACGCGUGUUCCCAUGACUCUCAUCUCGCCACCCCUACCUCCAGCAAGUCCAAUGGAGCAUGGCAUCGUCUCCGUAAACCAUGAAGACGACAUCGAUAGCACUCCAGGCUCUAUAGAAGUCACGCACUUGGGAGAUCCCACCGAUGCCCUAGUAUCCGACGAUGAAGACAACAACGCGCUACGCCCCAUGCUCUCACGCCACAACUCAGACGUCUCCCUUGCAUCGCGCGCCCUCUCGGCAGAAGAGGGCCGUAUGCACCGCUUUGGGGCGAGAUUCAGGCGUGAUAUGAUCAAGCCGGAAUUAGAAGACCACGCGCCCAACACUACCAGCAUUGAGAACACGCCGCAGUAUCUACAGAUGCUAAGGCACAUGAUUGAGGAUCUUGGGGGCGAGGAGAUAAAAUCGCGGCUUGAGCGUCUUGGACAGGAAGCCGUGCUGCAGGAAUUAAGUAAUGAGGCUAGUCUCCUCAGACAGUGGUUGAUGGAACAGGAUCCGGAGGGGUGGGAGAAGUUUGUAGAGAGUCAGCGGGCGGCGUUGAGGAAUGAGAAUGUGAGCGGGUUGGCGCAGAGUUGUAGUGCUAUUGAAUGA
Lachnellula hyalina is the source of this 3492-nucleotide messenger RNA. RefSeq names its product MAP-homologous protein (gene MHP1). Lineage: Eukaryota; Fungi; Ascomycota; Leotiomycetes; Helotiales; Lachnaceae. The record is from RefSeq and is a predicted model, not a curated record. The coding region runs from base 1 to 3492 and encodes 1163 amino acids. The transcript has 4 exons.